Messenger RNA from Aedes aegypti (yellow fever mosquito), 2445 nucleotides. Its product is annotated as transcription factor grauzone. The transcript has 3 exons. Gene Ontology annotation, cellular component: nucleus. Gene Ontology annotation, molecular function: zinc ion binding. Lineage: Eukaryota; Metazoa; Arthropoda; Insecta; Diptera; Culicidae. The record is from RefSeq and is a predicted model, not a curated record. Bases 433 to 2355 code for a protein of 640 amino acids.
AGAGGUGCGGGCGAACAUCAAAUCAGUAUUUGUGAUAACAUCAGUUUUGAAGUGGUAGUUGUGCAAUGCCAACUUCGGCGAGCCGAAAGUUCACGAAGCAGCCGAAGAUGACGUCACGUUGAGGAAACUGCGAACAAAAUUUUUCGCAGCCUUGUCGUCACCAUCAGCUGAUCGUUUGUUUACAUCUUUUUCGUGACUAAUACAAGCAAACACAUACUAAGAGCCGGACCUGUUAUAUAUGACAUUGGUUUUGACGUCCGAAUUCAAACUGUCAAACUCAGGCUGAGUUACUCGCAGCUUAUUGUUGUUUGCGUUUCAUUUGAUUGUGAUCAUUUUUUUCCUGGAUUUGCAGGAAAUUUCUACAUUAUUUCUCGUGAAUUAUGACUCAAAUGUGAACCUAGAGUAUUAGUUCCGAAGCACCACAACGUAAAAAUGCCGCCUAUCUGCCUAACGUGUACGCGAGGCACUGCGCCCAACGAGUCGAUUCCGAUCGGCAGUUCCGGAGCUGCUCACAGUGCACUGGCCAAACAUUUCUGGUUCAACGAGGAUGAAAGCAGCAACGCCGUCCUUUGCCAGUUAUGCUGGGGGAAAAUCGACGAGUUUCAUCAGUUUUACUGCGAAAUUGAAAAGAUCCAUUCCCAGGGGAGUGGUCAUCCCAUUCAAAUGUUGGAAAUCAAACAGGAACAAGAGGUGGUCGAAAGUUUGAGCGCGGAGAUUAAGAAUGAGAGUGAGGAAGUGGAGGAUAAAGGGACGAAAGAGAGUAAGGUUGAAGAAAUGGAUGAUGAGGUAACAAAAGACGAGAACAGUGAGGAAUCCGACAGGGAUUGUCCCAGUGAUAAGGACAAUGAAUCCGAACAGGAAAAGGUCGUUAGGAAGAAAUCGGUUCGCAAGAAGCCCACCACCCUGAGGGCGGAUAUACUGGCCAAGGUCGAUAAGUACGCAGCGAAGCACGUUACUCUGGAGUGCAGCUUCUGCGCGGUCAAGUUCCCCACAUUUGACCGCCUGCAGACGCACUCCAAGAAGGCCCACAAGAAGCAGACAACCGUCCUGUGCUGCGGGAAGAAAUUCUGCCAACGGGGUAGAUUUUACGACCACAUUCAGGUGCACCUGAACCCGAACCAGUUCCAGUGCGACCAGUGUGACAAACGCUGUCCCAGUUCGGAGGCCUUGAAGAGUCACGUGGACAUCAAACAUGCUGCCGAGAAGACGUUCCAGUGCGAAUCGUGUCCCAAGAAAUUCGCCCUGAAGAGCUUGGUAGUGGCUCACCGGAAGCGGUGCCAUUCUGAGGCUCAAAAUGACUCGGCCAGCAACGACAUUGAGGAAGGUGACGAAACGGAUGCCGAUGAGGCGAAGAAAGCGAUCAAAGACGAAGCCUUCAUCCUGGCCAACAUAAGCCUGGAAUGUCACGUGUGCAGUGUAAAGCACAGCUCCUAUCAGGACUUCCUUAAGCAUUCUCAGGCGGCUCACGGUGUACACGCGGCUGUCUACUGCUGCGGUCACAAGUUCACCCGGAAGCCUCGGAUAAUCGACCACAUCCUGUACCACCAGGAUCCCUCCCAGUUCCGGUGCGACAUCUGUCCGAAGCAGUUCAAGCACAGCCUGGCUUUCAGCAGACACAUGGGGAUGCGCCACGUCCAGGAGGAGGCCAAAACGUUCCAGUGCAGCAUGUGUCCGAAAGCGUUCUCGCGGAAGCAGUUUUUGCACGUGCACGAAAAGUACCACCGCAAGAUGAGCGAGAAGAACUUCCAGUGCGCACAUUGCGAUAAAUUCUAUGCGUUCGAGUCGAUGCUGAAGCAACACGAACGGCUGGUCCAUACCAAGGAGUGUCACUUUGUGUGCCACAUUUGCGCCCGGGGCUUUCAGGCGUUGUCUUCGUACUCGUCGCAUUUGGCGUCCCACGAUGAGGAGGCGAAGAAGGACAAGCCACCGGAGGAGCGAUUGCAGUGCAGUGUUUGCAGUAUAUGGGUCUACAAGCAAAACUACCGGAAGCACGUGCUGCUCCACUCCGGUACCCAAACGUGCGACAUCUGCGGCCAGGAGUGCAAAAACGUGAUGGCCCUGCGGUACCACAAGGCCCAACACCGGCGCGGAGACUGCAGCUGUUCCGUGUGCGGCAAAACCUUCAAGCGCAAGUUCUCGCUCAAGGAGCACAUGGCGUCGCACACCGGGGAAACGCUCUACCAGUGCGAUUUCUGCGACCGGACGUUCAACUCGUCGGCAAAUCGGGCGUCUCAUAGGAAGAAGAGACACCCCAAGGAGUGGCUGGAGGACAAGCUGCGAAAGAAUCCGAACCUGCUGAAGGAUGGGCAACUGACGGCGGCGGCGGGGGAGCAAGAUGGGGAUAGUUUUAUGUAGGGAGGUUGGCGAAAGUAAGGCCGCAGAGGUAUUUAAUUUAACCGGAAUAAAUUACACAAUCGUGAUUACAAGUGUACGAUACUCUGAGAA